AUGCGUAAGAUGGCUUCCUUCGUUAAUACUAUUGUUGAUAUGCAAAUCGAUUCUUCAGCUAAUAACACGAAUCCAGCUGCAGUUAUACCAAAAUCGAUGGUAUUAUUUGUUGAUAACCAAAAGACUAAUUUAAAACAGAUAGCAAAUAAUUUUUUUACACGACAUUUUGAAGUUCGAACAAGAGAUCGUGAGAAAAAAUUGAAUGUUGUUCAACUUAUGUCAGAGUAUGAUGGAAAUUUCUCUACACCAGCUUGUUAUCUCCGAUUUUAUCUGAACCGUGCAGCAAAAUUUAUUCGAUAUGCUGAAGAAUUAGGACGGUUGAAGGAUAAUCAGGAAAUUUAUCGACUUAAUUGUAUAAGUAUCUAUAAAGGUUUUAUUCAACGUUACUCAGAUUUAAUUGGAUCAAUUCAAAAUCAUGAAACUGCAUGCGAUAGACGUUUAUUUCGACGUUCCAUCGAGCGAAUGCAACAUGAACUUGCUCAUGUACCCCUCAAUUUACAUUUGCAACAGUUAUUAGUUAGUUGCGGGGAUGAUCCUUCACAAAAAUUUAUGUAUAAUACGAUUACAUUGGGUGCACCUGCUGUGCAUCAUUCUCAUUUUACUCAUGGUGGUCUAGAACGAAUCAAAACGAAUGAACACGAACUCAAUAAACAUUUAUCGUAUUUACACGAUAAAUUACAAGAUAUUCUUAUUUUCAACAGUGAUAUUGAGGAUGAACUUGAAUAUUUAUCACAAAUAAUGGCCAAUCCAUCAACAAAUAUAGAUCAUUCCAUACUUAAAUUAUCUCUUCAAAGGGUUAUUCGAGCUGUCGACUCUUUACUCCAAUAUGCCAGCAAAGAUCUUGACACUACAGAUAGCUCAACAACAGAAAUAGUUGUUCAUCCAUUGAUACCAACAAUAUCUACUGAAGAAGUUUUGGCAUCAAAAGAUAAAAUACACGAAAAAGCAAAAAUAUUUCUGGAAGAAACCAAAGAAUCUCUGAAUAAUGAUAAACAAAUAUUUGGAGUGGCACAGCUGAAUAAUUUACAAUCAAUUGCUAAUGAACUAGAAUCUCAUACAUGUAAGCAUAUAAUGCGACAUAUAUUUCAAGAAAGUAUGGAAAUCGAACGUUACUCUCAAAGUUAUCGUGAACGUUUUGAUAUUGCCUUUUCUCAGACGCUAACUUGCCUCAUAUUCUCUAUUUCUGUUCUUCUGUCGUCGACUAACAUAAGUGAUCAAACAUGGAACCUUUACAUUAGCAAUGGUGAGUGCACAGACGCGUGUGAGAAAAAAAAGCAACAGAAUAGUGUAUUAGAUUAUUCGUUAAAUACAUUUUGA
Rotaria socialis is the source of this 1317-nucleotide messenger RNA. The record is from the annotation of a GenBank genome assembly. NCBI's taxonomy places the organism in Eukaryota, Metazoa, Rotifera, Eurotatoria, Philodinida, Philodinidae.